Messenger RNA from Closterium sp. NIES-67, 1239 nucleotides. Lineage: Eukaryota; Viridiplantae; Streptophyta; Zygnematophyceae; Desmidiales; Closteriaceae. The record is from the annotation of a GenBank genome assembly.
CCUGGCCUGGACUAGGCCCGACAACUGGCGGUUGUUGAGUAGUUGCCUUGUGCGCGUGCAAUUAUUUCAAGCGCGUCUGGCUGUUUCCUCGCGUCCCCGAUUGGCGUCGUUGCUCGGACUGCGGCGUACUGGAACAUCUAUUUUUGCCAAGCAAGAAUGGAGUUCAUGGUUCAUCUAGCACUGUAGACCUCAGUGCGGCUGGAGCGGGCUUCAAUAGGCAAUCCGCCAUACUCGCCUUUGCUACUGUUUAUUUUAUGGAGCUUCAAAGCACUCCAAUGUCGGCGGCAAAAGGUGGGCGAAUACUUCGACGUUUUCUUCAGUAUGUCCCAGAGCUUCAAACCGACGCUCCAGAUCUUUUUUCCCAUCUUAGCACCAUCCUGACCGUUCUUGAUCCAUCGGGACCCCCAAUCAGUGCGCCAGAAGCCGAAGCACAGAAUCCUCCUCGGGUUAAUGUAGGUAGGGUUUUAGCCAGCAAUGUCACUGCUGAUGGCGACGAAGGUGCAAACGAAGGCGAGGCAGGGGAGCUACGGAAAACAGAAGCCGCAACGCCGGCAAGUAAGACGACAGUGUCUGGAGAGGCUACCGGUAGCGGAAAGCAGAAGAAAAAGAAGAAAGCGGUGACAGCGGACGGCAAUGGUGCUGCUGGUGAAAAGCAGGAGCUUAGCGGUGGAACGGAGAAGACUCCCAAGAAGAAAAGGAAGUCUCUGGAUGCUGCAGGAAGUGGGGAUGCUGGCGGGCUGAGACAAGAAGCGAGUCAGCUGCAGGGCGGGACAGGGGAGGGAGCGUUGCAGGAGCAGAUGUGUUUGCGGAGAAUGGCGUGGUCAGCGAACCGGCGAGUGCGAGGAAGAAAAAGUCGAAGGGCCAGGAGGUGCAAGGGACGCCUGGUUCAGGUGGAAAGGCUGUUGGAAGUGGUUCUAAGGAGACAGGUGGAAGCAGUGUGAAGCCUGGUGUUACUCGGGUGACGGCCGAAGGAGAUUGCCAGCAAAGUCAGCUGAUUUGGCCAAGUUGAAGUCUCCCGACUCAAUAAAGAAGAAGAAAAAGAAGGCAGCAGCGCUAGCUGCUGAUUGAGUAGCGUCCACAUCACGAUGCUGGAUUUGUCUGGGGUGGAGAUGUUGAGGAAUAGACUCACAUCGAAUGCAAUCUAGCCUGACAGAUGUCUGCACUGCACUCUGGCACAUGUGUAGAAAACCUAUUUGUUGGCACAAUCCUUUUCUGAAAUGCAGUGUGAAAUCAGUCUUA